UUUUUUUCCUUCAUUUUAUUAAAAAAAAAUGCAAAUUACAAGACACUCCAAUUGAGUGUAUUUCAGGUGCUUUCAGCCGAUGUGAAGAGCAGUAUGAAAGAGAGGGUGGGAGUGACAUAAGGACUGAUGAGUGCAAGAAAAGCAAACAUAGCUUUAGGGAUACAAUGGAAUUGUGCAUGUGUGGAGGGGAAAAGAGCACAUACACUUACACACUCACACACACGCACUUGGAGCAAUGGUAUGAUGCCUCCCUACAUGCCUCACAAGCUUUUUCCCACUGUUAGAAGUAUUAGACGUAUCAGGCUAUGCUGGAAGAAUCCAGGAUUUUGCAGGUGAUGAAGCCCACAUGGCCUACGAGGAUAAGAGGCAGGUCCUCUAUGUGCGUGUGUGAGUGUGUGUGUGUAGGAGGGGUGAGAGGGUGGGACAGAGAUAUCAGAAGGACUCACCCAGACAGCCCAAGCACGCUGAUCCGGGUUGCCAUGGUAACACCUAACGGAUGAAUGAAUGACAUCAUCGCGACCAGGAGGUGAGAGAGUGUGAAAUUGAUUUGGUGGAGAAAAGCGGAGGCUUACGCAACGCAGUCGCACGUUUUUCUUCAUCACUCGUGCACGCUCGCUCUCUCUCUCUCUCUCUCUCUCUCUCUCUCCUGCUAUCUCUACCCUCUUUGCUUCAUCUUCUCCUUCUCCCCUUCUGAGGACAGGAUCUCUGGUUGUUUCCAGCUAUGUAACGCCUUCAGGCAGAACAUGGAGAUAGACCAGUGCCUGCUGGAGUCAUUACCUCUCGGGCAGAGGCAGAGGCUGGUGCGGCGGAUGCGUUGUGAUCAGCUGCGUGCAUACUACGAGCGUGAACAGACCCUGCAGAAACAGAGUACACACAAACCUCUCAGCAGCCAGCGCAAGAAACACUCCAUCAGCUUCUCCCUGUCUGAUAUCCUCCAGGACGCCAUCAUACGCCACGAUGAUAAAGAGGUGCUGAAGCUACUGAAGGAGGGCGCUGACCUGAACACAGUUCUCACAUCGGGAGGUUCGCUGCUCCAUCUGUGUGCUCGCCAUGACAACGUGUUUGCGGCAGAGAUUCUGAUAGAACGAGGCCUGAAUGUCAAUCUUCAGGAUGAAGACCUCUGGACAGCGCUGCAUGUGGCCUGUGCCUGCGACCAAACUGAUAUGAUGCUGCUGCUGCUUUUGUCUGGGGUCAACGCGCUUCUGCAGGACAUAAAUGGGAACGUACCACUCGACUACGCCACUGAGGGGAGCGAGACCAGCUACAUUCUCACCAGGCAUCUGGAAGAGUGCGGAGUGGAUGUGAGCUCCAUACACCAGAUGAAGACUCAGAGAGCCUCCGUCAUGCUGUCAGACGUGAGACAGCUGGUCAGCAGUGGAGCCAGUGUCAACCAGAAAAACGAGGACGGAGUCACACUGCUACACAUAGCUUGUGUUAACGGCUAUAGGGACGUGGUGUAUCUGUUACUGGAGAACGGAGCAGAUGUACUGGCCACAGACAACAGCUACUGGACUCCACUCCACUUGGCUGCCAAAUAUGGACAGAUGCAUAUUGUAAACCAGCUGCUGAAGCACAAAGCCGACCCCACUCUACUCAACUGCAAUCAAGAUAAGCCUUCAGAUAUUGCUGCAUCAGACCAAAUAGCAGACAUGUUGAGGAGGGCGGAGGAAUUCUGGGUGCAGAGACAGAAGGAUCCAACAUUGCUUCUCCCUGAUUCAGAAGAACAGUGUGAAGAUCUCAACCAGGAUGUCAGCAUGCUGGUUAAAAAAUUAACGCCACUGACGCUGCCCAUUUCAAAGAGGGACAGUCUGUUGGAGAAGGACACCAUGUUUCGGGACUCAGGAGGAGCCCUGACUCGUCAGUCGUCCCAGGACAACGGGCCGGAUGGAGCUUAUCCCAGCACCACUAACAAACUGGAACAGGUGAAGUUAAUGCCUCCAGCACCAAAUGAUGACCUGGCCUCUCUGAGUGAGCUGACGGACAGCAGCCUUCUAUACGAGAUGCAGAAACGCUUCGGCAACAACCAGAUCUAUACUUACAUCGGUCACAUUCUCCUUCUCAUAAAUCCCAACAAAGACCUGCCCAUCUACUCUAAUCUCGUCAGUCAGUUGUAUCUGAGCUCCAGUGGUCGCCUCUGUUCCUCUCUCCCUCCUCACAUCUUCUCCUCAGCCGAACGAGCGUUUCACAUGAUGCUGCAGGAGCGACGCCCCCAGUGUUUCAUCAUAAGCGGCGAGAGUGGCUCUGGGAAAUCCGAGGCAUGCAAGCACAUCCUGAAGCACCUCGCUACUCGUUCCUGUCCGAAAGGAUUCGCUCUGGAACUACGCAUGAAACAUGUGAACACUAUCCUAGAAACUUUUGGCCACGCUAAGACACCUAUGAACAGUAACUCAAGUCGCUUCAUUAAGCUGCUGUCCCUGCAGUACAGUGAGAAAAGAAGGACUCUGCUCAGAGCACGUGUGUAUACCUACAUGCUGGAGAAGGCUCGGUUUGUCCACACACACCAGCAGCAGCAGAACUUCAACAUAUUCUAUCUAAUGGCUAAAGGGCUUUCAGCUGAAGAGAAGAGCAACCUGAACCUAGACAAUAUUAUAGCCCACAGGUUCCUGAGCUCAGUGACUCCUGCUGAAGCAGUGACCAUGGAGCAGAGCAGAGAGAAGCUGGAAGAGCUGAAACAUGCUCUGCGUGCCCUUGGAUUUAACAAAUCGGAAGUGGCGAAUCUGUUUGUCAUCCUCUCUGCGCUGCUCCACCUGGGGGAGCUGUGUUUCACAGCGCUGUCGGACGGUGACACGGCUCUCGUGUCUGAUCUGCAGCCGUUAGACCGAGUGGCAGGGAUGCUGCAGGUGAGCCCGGAGGAUCUGGGUGCUGCUCUCACCUCUGAUGUUCAAUAUUUCAAAGGUGAUGUCAUCACACGGCGCCACACAGUGGAAAUGUCCAACCAAUACAGAGACCUCCUGGCUAAAGCUCUGUACGGGCGGCUCUUCAGCGUUCUAGUCAACAACAUUAACUAUUAUCUCCAAGGUCAAGAUGAGAGCCUUGGAGACCCUUCACUUGAGAUCAGCAUCCUGGACAUUUUUGGCUUUGAGAAAUUUCAGAAGAAUAACUUUGAGCAGUUGUGCGUAAACAUGGUAAAUGAGCGGAUUCAGCAAUACACCACAGAGCUGCUCUUCCAGCAAGAACAGCAGGAAUGUCUGCAAGAAGGGGUCGCCAUGGAGACCGUACGCUACCCUGCCUGUCAGCCUGCACUUGUGGACUUCUUCUACCAGAAGCCCCAGGGCAUGCUGUGUGUGCUGGAUGAAGAGAGUCAGUCUCUGAGACCCUCUGAACUCAACCUGUAUAAGAGACUCCAGGCCCAGCUGGACUCCACCGCUACCGAUGCCGUUUUACUUACUACCAAGGAUGGAAACGGCAACCCCCCACCAAAAGAUCAGGGCCCAUCUUUUACUGUUGCACACUACGCCGGGAAGAUGAGCUAUGACCUCAGAGGAUCUUUGGAGAGGAAUAGGGAUGCUCUGCCUCAAAAUAUCUUGUUUGUCCUGAAAUCCAGCGAGAACGUGCUCAUCCAUCAAAUGUUCCAGUGUAAGCUGACUCAGACAGGCUCCCUGGUGCCUCUAAACCAGCGGCUGCAGCUGCGCAGGUCCAAAGGCACUUUGCUCCUGCACAUGCCAAGCUCAGCCAGCGCACCCAAAGAUGCACAGAAAUAUCUGGAGCUCAAAAAGCUCAUGAAGAAGAAAGGAACCACAUCAUUUAUGCAGAGGCUGGAGCGUUGUGGCCCGGUCACUGUGGCAGUGCAACUGAGGAACUCUCUAUCAGAGAUCAGCAGUAAGCUCCAGCUGUGCACUCCUCACUUUGUGCAUUGCGUGAGGCCCAACAGCUCAGGCCAGGCCGAUGCCUUCGACAGCUUCCUGGUGUCCACUCAACUGCAAUAUGUGGGAGUUCUGGAGAUGGUGCGCAUGAUCCGCUAUGGCUACCCAGUGCGCAUGCCCUUCACCAGCUUCCUUACCAGAUAUCGAGAGCUGGUGGACACCACACUGACACAAGGGAGGAAGAUGUCCGCUGAGGAGAAAUGCCGCCAUGUCCUCCAGCACUGCAAGCUCCAGGGAUGGCAGUUGGGAAGCAGCAAAGUGUUCCUGAGGUACUGGCAAGCUGACCACCUGAAUGACCGCUGCCAUCAACUGCACAAGAAGAUCGUUACCUGCCAGAAAGUGGCACGUGGCUGGCUGGUGAGGCACCGUGUGCGGGGUAAGCUGAGCUAUCAGCAAAGAGAGCAGUGCAAUGUACAACGGUUCCUGCAGGGGGCAGAAGACUUGGGCUUGCGUGCUUACGACAGCCUAGUCAUCCAGAACGCGGCGGAUAUCGCACGAGAGAAUGAUCGUCUGCGGGGCCACGUUGUCACUCCUCCACUGGGAGAGAGACCUGAACCUGUGGGAACAGAGGACGACUCACCCAGGAGGCCUGCAGAGAAAAGUGUGAGGGUGAACGACGCUGUAGGCCGUGCCGGGAGCCGUCCUAUCAGACACUUCCGUUCCAGUUCCGUGCCUACCCCCCUAGUCAUAGACAACUUGGUACAUUCCAGCAUUGGGCCAUCAAUCAAACCAUCCUUUCAGUCUGUAACUCACAGCAGUGAAGAGGGUUGUAGUGGAGGACUCUCGUCGCCACGGAAACAACCACCUCCCAAACCAAAAAGGGACCCUAACACGCGUCUGAGUGCAUCCUAUGAGGCAGUGAGUGCUGGCCUGAGUAUUGCUCCUAAGGACAGUCCUGCUGAGGGCCAAGUCUCACCCUCAGGAAGCCCCCCAAAAACCCAGCUAUCCCCCACUGACCCUCUGUCUAAACCACGUCCUCACAGCGACGACUACAGCACCAUGAAGAAGAUUCCCCCUCCCAAGCCCAAGCGCAGCCCCAACACCAAGCUCACAGGCUCCUAUGAGGAGAUCUCAUCUGCUCCUGUGCGCCCUACAGACAUGAAGUUGGCGUGUCUGGCACGCAGCGGACACUUUAUGGGCCUUGUUCAGCGGGCAGCCUCUGAUGACGGACCGCACUUGGCCACAUUGAGCGUACAGCCAGGCCGGGACGAUGAAGAUGUCUACAUCGAGAUGGUGAGCACCUGCAGGGCUCUGAGCAUAACAAACCCUCACAGUCCAGAGCAGAAUGAGGCUGUUUAUGAGGAAAUGAAGUACUACCCACAUGAUGAGGGUGGAACUGUUCCCCAGGUUGCCAAGCCUGAAACAUGUGACUCCACCCCCUUCAGCUGUAUUGCAAAGCUGCCGCAGAAUCUAGAGAUCAAGAGACCCGUAGCUCUCAUAGAGCAUCCAAAAACGCUGGUUGGACGUCAGCAAAGCUGGGAUGGUGAUAAAAGGAACAAAGGAACAAAAAAAGAUGGGACUGCAUGUGACAUUCCGGCUCCUUUCCCCAACCUCCUACCACAUAGGCCCCCUCUGCUGGUGUUUCCUCCAUCUCCAGUCACAUGCUCUCCAGCCUCGGACGAGUCCCCCCUCACCCCUCUUGAGGUAAAGAAGCUGCCCGUGUUUGAGACUAACCUCAACUACUCCAGCCAAGAUGGAGGCAGCCCGCUUUCUCCCCAGUAUAGUCGGCAGAGAGCUGACUCCUCCCCUAGCCUUUCUGUAUUAAUACCUGACAAAUCUACUCCACCGCUAACUCCACCCGCACCCGCAGCUCCUCCUCCACCACCGUAUCGCCCUCCAUCGCACUUCCCCUUCCCCCCUGAAACGAACUUCCUGGUCCUGAGCCGUGCCAAUGCAGACCCUAAAGUGACUCAUAAAGGAGGGAACAGUUUAGCAGAGACACCCCCGGGCAGUGCCAAGCCUCCCUUCUCACCAAUGAAGUCUUCUCGGCCAGAGCCACGACGAGCACACUCGUGUUCAUCCUCACCACUGCUGUUCAACCCAGCAAAUGGGAGGGCCCUUACAAGCCCCCUUGAUGAGCUAAAUACGCUUUUCAGUUCAGGACGCAGCCUGCUCCGGAAGUCCACAACCGGGAGGAAGAUUAGAGACAGCAGUUUUUCCAACUCCAACAUGAACCUUCCAGGAAGAGAGGAGCAAGGGUCUACUACUUCAUCACCACAGUUACAGGAUAAAAACGCCAAUCACCGCACAUCCUCGCCCAACUCCCCCAUUCCUGCCCCUGUGGAGAACGGCAACCAGAUCUCCAAUGGAACAUUAGACGAUGAUGGACACCACAAGUCAAUUGCAUCCAGUGCCUCUACGCUCCACAGACAUAUGGACAGCCACCACACUCAGGUCAUCCGGCGAUUCUGUGUGUGGGGGGAUCAGGGGUCUACUUUUCAGGAUUUGUUGAGACGGAGGAGGAGUGUGUGUGAUGGUCGGACAGACUAUCAGAAUGCCUGGCUCCAGACACAUGGCUCACCUACCUUAAUGAUAAAGCACAAGGGUAAUAAGACCAAGAAAACUUCACCUUAAAAAGUGGUACCUCUGCUGAUCAUGUGUCCUGGAUGAAGGAAACAGGGAUAGUACUCACUUGCUUCUCUCCUGUUCCUUUCCCUCUGUGUCUCUCACUUAUCACUCAUGAUUUGAAUGAGACAUAGGAGAACCUCAUAUAUGUCUCUCAGGCCAGGCACCAAAUAAUAUGAAACCCAAAGGACAUACUGCCAUGUCACAUGUCUUGGUGACCCUUCUGUCUACUAGAGUCUACAGCUGUCAGAUUUGAAUGUUGCUCGGUGCAGAAGACUCUAUUCGAGCCGCAGAGAUUGCAAUCGUAUCUGUAACCCCAUCUCGCUGCACUGUAGUCUACAUUCGUAUACCGUAUUUCAGUGUUGCUACUUCAGAUCAAACUGGUGCUGGCUGCUCCUGUGAUUCUGUGGCCUCAGUUUGAUAAAAGGUGGUGUUGGUGGCCCAGAUUAGGGACAGCAUGGGAUAAAGCGGCUGGGCUGCAGACAUUUCUACAGUUUACAUAACAAGUCUCUUUGUGUUGACCUCCUUUGUGAACUGUGUCUUUAUUUCAGGUUCAGUGACGCAGCUACGUCUCACACUCUUUCAGGUGCUUCUGAGACCCAUCUUCAGAGGUCACGGGCAUUAAAAAUGGGGUUUGUGAACUCUUGUGAGUUCAGGUAAACUCUCAGUGAUAUCCCAGGGUGCACUUUGAUCUGACACAAGCAUCAGUUUGAGAUGCAAAGCACACGUUUAACUGAACGAGUAGAAUAUUGCACACUCAGUGCCAACACAGACCGCACACAGAGUAAAACAAAGAUUCUGAAAUGUAAAAUAUAUAACACAGAAAAGGACUUUUCUGUAUUUCUGGCUUACAUAAGACAAAUGGAACUAAUGAUAAGUUAGUUCAUUAAAAGCAAAUGUACCUGUAGAUUUGAAUAAUACUUUCGCAAUCCUCAAACCUAAUUUUUUUGGAGAAACCUUUGGACAGGAAUUUGUGCCACUAUGGUGGCAUUUGACCAGAUUCCAGCACAAACAGUGCAGUGUGUAAGUAAUUGGACAGGGAUGUAGGGUUUCUUUUGUGGACAUUCUGUACUUCAGCAAGGAAAAUAGGACUUUACGUUUAUUCAGUGAAGUAUAUAGGCAUCGCUGCUGGAUGCCAGCAGAUCAUAAUGCAAAAAAAACAAAAGCUGUCGCUGUGCAAUUACUUGAACUUCACUGUAUCUUCACUGGUCUCAUUUAUUUUUAAUUAGUAUAAGUAAAUACCAUCUCAAAAAGAUGAAAAACAAGUGUUUUGUUUGUAAUUUAUACGUAUGCCUAGUGUGUAACAAUACAUUGCUUUCUGUGUUAUCUGUCUAGAGCUCCACAUGGACUGGAGGUGUCCAGUAUAAAUAAAUGCAGUUGUAUUAGAGGUGUUCCACAGUUCUGAAGUGGAACCUUAGAAAUAUAAUGACAUGACAAUGUCAUGUCUGCAAUGAUACUCAAAUGGUUUAUAUAAUCAGUAAAUACGCAUCAUCUACUGUGCCCUCCACUAAUAUAGGCACUCUUGGUAAAUAUGAGUAAAGAAGG
Ictalurus furcatus (blue catfish) is the source of this 7973-nucleotide messenger RNA. RefSeq names its product myosin XVI (gene myo16). Gene Ontology annotation, molecular function: cytoskeletal motor activity; ATP binding; actin filament binding. Gene Ontology annotation, cellular component: perinuclear region of cytoplasm; nucleoplasm; myosin complex. The record is from RefSeq and is a predicted model, not a curated record. The transcript is spliced from 35 exons. Bases 744 to 6437 code for a protein of 1897 amino acids. Lineage: Eukaryota; Metazoa; Chordata; Actinopteri; Siluriformes; Ictaluridae. Gene Ontology annotation, biological process: neuron projection morphogenesis; negative regulation of G1/S transition of mitotic cell cycle; phosphatidylinositol 3-kinase/protein kinase B signal transduction.